Molecule: messenger RNA, 1916 nt
Organism: Spinacia oleracea (spinach)
Lineage: Eukaryota; Viridiplantae; Streptophyta; Magnoliopsida; Caryophyllales; Amaranthaceae
Product: butanoate--CoA ligase AAE1
Exons: 3
Coding region: 81-1772 (563 amino acids)
Source: RefSeq, a predicted model, not a curated record
CACCACAAACAUUGAAACAUACAUGUAUAUAACAUAACACAUAACACAUAACACAUUGAAUAAUAAAUAAAUUAAUAUUGAUGGAUGGAGUGGUCCGUCAGCCGGCCAAUUACGUGCCACUCUCUCCAAUAAGCUUCCUCAACCGAUCUGCGGUUGUUUAUCGAGACCAUCCUUCAAUUGUUUAUGGAGAUGAAGUUAAAUACAAUUGGGGAGAGACUCUUCAAAGGUGCACCAAACUUGCUUCUGCUCUCUCUCAGCUUACCAUUUCUCGUGGAGAUGUUGUUGCGGCAUUGCUUCCAAAUGUUCCUGCAAUGUAUGAGUUACACUUUGGAGUUCCAAUGUGUGGUGGAAUUUUAUGUACCCUUAACAUACGACACGACGCUGCAAUGAUAUCAGUCUUACUUGAACAUUCAAGGGCAAAACUCAUUUUUGUUGAUCAUGAAUUCUAUGAAAUAGCCUGCAAUGCUAUUGAAAUUCUAUCCAAGAACACAAAAUCUUAUAAUAAUAACCUUCCAGAAAUCGUCUUAGUUGUCGAUAAACAAGCAGUGGAUGAUGUUGCAUAUCCAACACCUCUUUCAGGGAAUAAGUUAGAAUAUGAGAGUCUUAUUAAGUCAGGAAAACUUGAUUAUGAAGUUUACAAACCAAAAGAUGAACUUGAACCGAUUUCAUUGAAUUACACAUCAGGAACCACUUCGAGGCCUAAAGGUGUGGUGUAUAGUCAUCGAGGUGCAUACUUGAAUUCCUUGGCUGCAGUCUUGUUGAAUGAGAUGCUCUCAAUGCCUGUCUAUUUAUGGACUGUCCCUAUGUUUCAUUGCAAUGGGUGGUGUCUUACGUGGGGUGUCGCAGCUCAAGGUGGCACUAAUAUAUGCCUCAGGAAUGUAACUGCAAAGGGAAUUUUUAGUAAUAUUGCAAACCACAAAGUAACUCACAUGGGUGGUGCACCUACUGUUCUUACUAUGAUCAUUAACUGUCCAUCUCAUCAUAAGAGACCUCUUCCUACAAAAGUCGGUAUAAUGACAGGCGCUGCUCCACCACCUCCUGAGGUUCUCUUUAAAAUGGAAGAUCUCGGGUUUUCUGUCACCCAUUCUUAUGGAUUGACUGAAACUUAUGGUCCAGGUACAGUUUGUGUAUGGAAGCCAGAAUGGGAUGCUUUGCCUCCAAACGAGAGAGCGAAAAUCAAGUCUCGGCAAGGAGUGCAUCACAUUGGCCUAGAAGAAGUGGAUGUGAAAGAUCCUGUUACCAUGAAAAGCAUGCCUUCAGAUGGAAAAACAAUCGGCGAGGUUAUGCUGAGAGGAAACACUGUAAUGACAGGAUACUUGAAUGAUAUACAGGCAACUGAGGAGUCUUUCAAAGGAGGAUGGUUUCAUAGUGGUGAUUUAGGAGUUAAAUAUUCUGAUGGUUAUAUUCAGUUAAAGGAUCGUUCUAAAGACAUUAUAAUUUCAGGUGGAGAAAACAUAAGCACAAUCGAAGUAGAAUCAGUUAUAUUUAGUCAUCCUGCUGUUUUAGAAGCGGCUGUUGUUGGACGUCCUGAUGAUCACUGGGGUGAGACACCUUGUGCAUUUGUCAAGCUCAAAGAUGGACAUCAUCAUCAUGUUACUUCUGAUGAUAUAAUUGGGUUCUGUAGAGAUUCACUGCCUCAUUAUAUGGCUCCUAGAACUGUUGUUUUCCAGGAUUUACCAAAGACAUCAACAGGUAAGACUCAGAAGUUUCUUCUUAGAGAGAAAGCCAAGGCAAUGGGGAGUCUUUCUCACAACAAAACAAGCAAGCUUUGAGGAGCACAAACAAAAUCUUGUAUUUUAUUGUAUUGUUUCGUCAAGCGUUGUGGUAUGAUUGAUGAUCAACCACAAAAUCUUGAACCCUAUGUCCUUUAUAUAAACUAAUUUCAAUUUAAAUCAUUGUCUAAAUUUUAAGGAAAA